Molecule: messenger RNA, 1704 nt
Organism: Bathycoccus prasinos
Lineage: Eukaryota; Viridiplantae; Chlorophyta; Mamiellophyceae; Mamiellales; Bathycoccaceae
Exons: 1
Coding region: 1-1704 (567 amino acids)
Source: RefSeq, a predicted model, not a curated record
AUGGCGUGGGGGAAACCAACCCCUCGUGGUGUGUUGGGAGACAACGAUGAGAACAAGAGAAAAGAAGGAGACGACGAAAACGUGAUGAAAUCCUCCGUAGUCUCCUUGAUUGAAAAAAACGACCCGACUGUCCGCGCGAUAACUAUUUUCCGGGGAAGAAAUUUCACGGGCGCGAGAGAAACAACCGCCGUCGGUCUCGCCUUGGAAAAGAAUCAAUUCGUGAAAGAGUUUUACAGCUCAGGACACGAGAUGACGAGAGAAACGGCGGAGAUUUUAGGGAGGAGCUUUUCGAAAAUGAAAUCGUCUCUGGAAAGCAUUUGCGUCGGAGACGAACGGUUUGGCGGCGGCGGUGGGAGGGGGAAUAACGAUGAUGGUGGUCAGAAAGAUGAUGAUGCUGAUGGUGAUGAAGAUGCCUUUGAAGUGUUUCUUUCAUACGCGAAAGAACUCGACGGGUUGCGAAAGUGGGAUUUAGAAAAUAAAGGAUUGACGAAGAAAUCGCUGGGAAAAUUAUCAGACGCGUUUCAAUCCGAGAAGUUUAUAAGAUUAGAGGAGUUGAUAUUGAAUAGAAACGAGAGUCUGAGCGAUAGAAGUAGGAGUAGCGACGAUACGAGCGCGACGACGACUAAUAAGGCACCGACGGCGAUGGAAAGACUUUUUCAGAGUGGCGCGAUACGUCAAAGAGUCAAGACGCUUGAAAUUUCGGAUAUAUCUUUGGGAGAGGCGAGCAUAUCUGCACUCGCGGAGGAGUUAAAAGGAAAGUGUAGCUUAGAAGUGUUCAAAUUUACAAACGGUAGGCUGGAGUGUUUUCGUUUGAAGGAGUUGGAUGACGACGACGGCGUCGAAGAAAAGAAAAAUGAAAGUGAGACGGACGACACCGCUGCCGACGAGAGCGAAAAGAAAGAAAAAGGCAAGAAAAAGAAAGAAGAAAGAGACAAGGCGACAACGGCGAUGAUGAACGAGCUCGGCGAAGGGUUCGUAAAUAUCAAAUCUUUGAAACGAGUCACCUUGGAUGGGACGAAAGUUGGCGCCUACGAACUUUUGAAAGGCAUCUCGAGAGCAAAGAGAACGAAUAAAAGUGAGAAAAGUAACGUCGUAGAAAUCUCGCUCGCAAAUUGCGCACUAAACGACGACAACAGUAAAACAAACGCCGUCGUGGGAUUUCUCUUGAGCGAUUUCGCAGAGUCGGUUGAGAUUGUAAAUCUGAAUGGAAACGCUCUCGGCGACUGGAAAGUUGCGCAACUCGCAGGUGCUAUUCAAGGAGGUUUUUGUCAAAAUAUGCUCGAAAUAGACAUCGGUGGUAACGACCUGAGCGAUGCAACUAUUUUGAAACGUUUGCUAUUUGGAAAAACGAAGAUUAAAAGACUCUCGUGUUUUGAGAACGUAAACUUACUGAAAUCGAAAGAAAACGUCGGGAAACUCUUCGAGGACGCCGAAACUCUUUCAGCCGGCAGCAGUCCAUGCGAAUACCUAGACGUUGGUGCGUGCGGUAUGGAACUCGAAGAGCUGACGUUGUUCGCAGAGUCCAUCAGAAAACACAAAUCAGCCUUCGUAAAUCUAAAAACGUUAGUUCUCGGCGGUAAUCCUGGCGCUUGCGCUUUAGGCGACGCUUUCGAAAACGAACUAAAGCUUUUAAAAGAGAGCAUGUCCAGUCUCGACAUCGCGUGGAAAGCGAACGAUUCCGGAGAUAUCGAUAAGUUCAAGUAG